Messenger RNA from Prunus armeniaca (apricot), 513 nucleotides. Lineage: Eukaryota; Viridiplantae; Streptophyta; Magnoliopsida; Rosales; Rosaceae. The record is from the annotation of a GenBank genome assembly.
AUGAGCCUUACUCGGAAUAGCAUUAACUUCAACGACGUCCUCAAAAGGGGGGAUAUUUUUUAUCAAGAUGAUGUUGUCAAACACAAGGCACGUCACGGUAGCCGUCUAUACGAAGCGGUAAGGCUUCUUCCAGAGUUUAGGGUGCAUUACCAAAGAGAAAGGCCGCCUGUCAGCAGUUGCAGCUCGUUCGAAAUGUGUCCAAAGCUCCUAGAUCAUCAGGACAUGAUUAGUUUCGUAAGAGUACCGACGAUGAAUAUGAAAUAUCGCAAGAUCAUAAUAAUAUUGGUGGUUUGGAGCAGACCCCUGAGCGGGAAGAAAUUUUUGGUUGCGGAAGAUAGUGAAGUGAACCGCAGGCUAGCUAUGAUGCCAGAAAUGGAUGGGUUUGAAGCAACAAUGCAAAUAAGGAAAGAGAAAGAACCUUCCAAUGUUCACAUUCCCAUCAUUCCAUUAACUGGUCAUGCACCAGGCGAGGAAAGAAAAAAGAGGAUUGAGGCUCGCAUGACGACCAUUUAA